CACAUCUCCUCCCACAUCUCCCUCUGACUCUUUCCCGUGGGCUACACCAAGCUAAAAUAUUAGCCACCUUCAAGAUUGCAGCCGUCUAUCAUUGUAACAUUUUGCUCAUAAUGGCUACGGAAAAACCCGUCACGGUCGUUGAUGAGGAAGCCGAGCUUCAACCCGCGGCGACGCCGUCUCCUACGGACGACCAGACUGCCGAAACGGCCUCCCACAACAAACCCCAUAGUCACGCCGUUCAACUGGUUCCGCCGAAAGACUGGCCAGCGAAAAAGAAAUGGAUCUCACUCAUGAUACUCUCAAGCUUCGCCUUCGUCCACCCACUCUCGGAAACAAUGAUAGCUCCUUCUAUGGACGCAAUUGCACGGGAUCUUCACUUUACAGACCGCUACGACUCGAUGCUGUGUCUAUCGAUCUUCCUCGUCGGAAUCGCUGUUGGGCCACUUAUCUUCGCGCCUCUUUCUGAGGUGUACGGACGGAGACCUAUCUUAUUGUCCGGUGGAGCUUUCUACACCCUCUGGACCAUUGCCUGCGGUUUUGCCAAAACGCGAGCCCAAAUCUUCACUUUUCGCGUUUUCUCUGGUUUUGGCGCCAGCGUCGCCCUUGCCCUUGGCGGGGGUGUCAUUGGCGACGUCUGGAAAGCAGAAGAAAGGGGAAGAGCUCUGGGGUGGUAUCUCCUCGCCCCUCUGCUGGGUCCGGCGAUAGGCCCGAUUGUUGGGGGCUUUAUAAGCGACUCGGAGUCCUGGCGCUGGGUUUUUUGGGCGUUUUCUAUCGCUUCCGCGGCUUUUUUACUUGUCGCUGCUCUUCUCUUCCCUGAGAGCUACGAACCACGACUCCUCGAGCAGCUCGAACGGGCAAACAGGACCAACGUAUCGCAGUUCGGGACGAAGAAACAUAUCAAAACCGCUUCAAAACUUUUGCGACGCAGCCUUAUACGACCAGUGCGUAUCAUAUCGACUCAGCCCACUGUGAACAUCCUGGCUGUCUUCAUGGCGCUGCUUUACGGUAUCAUGUUUUUGUUCCUCUUUACUUAUCCGCUUUUAUGGAUCGGGGAAUAUCAACAGUCUGUUGGUAUUUCAAGUUUGAAUUACAUUUCCGCUGGUCUCGGAUUCACCCUUGGAGCUCAAAUUGCUGGCCAUGUCAACGACCACGUCUACGCCAAAUUGAAGCGUCGCAAUGCAGAUGAAGGCAAACCCGAGUACCGAGUGCCAAUUCUCGUUCCAGGUGCAGUUCUUGUUAUUAUCGGCCUGCUGAUAUACGGCUGGGCCGGUGAGUCAAUAACUCACUGGAUUGUUCCGAACAUCGGCUCCUUCAUAUUUUGCACUGCCUGCAUGCUGUGCACUUCUGGUGUGAAUACAUAUGCCAUCGAUGCCUACACGCAAUAUGCAGCAUCCGCUAUCUCGGCUCUCAAUGUCUUGCGAAACGUCACCGCGAUAUUAUUUCCCCUUUUCGCACCAUACAUGUAUCAACGACUUGGUUUUGGGGUCGGGUUCAGCAUUUUGGCUGGAGCAUGGGCUGUUUUCAGUUUCUUGGUUAUUGGAACAAUGUGGUUGUGUGGCGAAAGACUCCGGACAAAGUAUCCGUUUUCAGCGUGAGAGGGAGUGUACGGUCCAUUAACUGAUAGGAAAGGCCGAGGAAGGUUCCGAAGAGACAACGGGGGGGAUGGCUGUACAGAUUGAAAUCGAACGAAUAUUGUAAGCAGCUAGUAGUUGUGGCUGAAAUGACAUC
Messenger RNA from Trematosphaeria pertusa, 1728 nucleotides. Its product is annotated as MFS multidrug transporter. Gene Ontology annotation, biological process: transmembrane transport. The record is from RefSeq and is a predicted model, not a curated record. Lineage: Eukaryota; Fungi; Ascomycota; Dothideomycetes; Pleosporales; Trematosphaeriaceae. The transcript has 3 exons. The coding region runs from base 111 to 1595 and encodes 494 amino acids. Gene Ontology annotation, molecular function: transmembrane transporter activity.